Messenger RNA from Durusdinium trenchii, 276 nucleotides. NCBI's taxonomy places the organism in Eukaryota, Dinophyceae, Suessiales, Symbiodiniaceae. The record is from the annotation of a GenBank genome assembly.
AUGGAUCGCAAGCGGACCGUGACCAAGGACCCCUACAAUCCAGAGUUCAAGGAUGCCUUCCAGUUUAACGAGGCAUACCCCAGCUCAGAGAAGAUCUAUCAAGAGGAAGAUGGCACCUGUACUCAAAUGUACUAUGCCAAGCAGGGCAUCAUCACAGAGGAGAUGGCAUUUAUUGCUGCGCGCUGCGUGAGGGCAUGGAUGCCGAGUUUGUCCGUUCAGAAGUGGCGCGUGGCCUUGCCGGUGGGCACCGUGCCGAUCUACCAGGCCUUGGAGAAG